Pedinophyceae sp. YPF-701 is the source of this 1116-nucleotide messenger RNA. The record is from the annotation of a GenBank genome assembly. NCBI's taxonomy places the organism in Eukaryota, Viridiplantae, Chlorophyta, Pedinophyceae.
AUGACGCAGCACUCUCACGCCAACAAGCAGAUGGCGUUUCGCGUCGAGGCGCCCGUUGACGCGGAGGAGGAGCUGUUCAAGGGUUGCGAGCUGGUCGAGGACCACUAUGAACGCAUGGACCAGAUCGGACAGGGAACUUUCGGGCAGGUCUACUUGGGCCGUAGUCGCAAGGACGGCAAGCAGCUGGUGGCCCUGAAGAAGGUCAAGAUGGACAACGAGAAGGAGGGCUUCCCCAUCACGGCGAUCCGCGAGAUCCGCAUCCUGCAGAAGCUCCGCCACGACAACGUCAUCAGCCUCAAGGCCAUCAUGCGGUCCAAGCUGCACGUCACCAACGGACACCGGGGCUCCAUCUACAUGGUCUUCGAGUACAUGGACGCCGACCUCGCCGCCCUCAUCCAGCGCCGGCGAACCGACCCUCUGCCCCCGAGCCAUCUGAAGAACCUCAUGCGGCAGCUGCUGCGCGCGCUCAAGUACUGCCACGGCCAGAACGUCCUCCACCGCGACCUCAAGGCCUCGAACAUCCUCCUGUCCUCGUCCGGCAUCCUCAAGCUCGCCGACUUCGGCCUGGCGCGCGCCCGCGAGCGCGGCAAGCAGACCAACCGCGUGAUCACGCUCUGGUACCGCCCGCCCGAGCUGCUCCUGGGCGCGGAGAACUACGGCUUCGAGAUCGACACGUGGUCCGCGGGGUGCAUCUUUGCGGAGAUGCUCACCGGACGCCCGCUCUUCCCCGGCCAGGAAGAAACGCACCAGCUCCGGCUGAUCGUCGAGCUGCUCGGCGCGCCGACGGAGGCCUCGUGGCCGGGCGUCGAGCGGCUCCCGCACUACCACUUCGUGCCGCAGACCGGCGCCAAGAGCUCCCUGCGGGCCAGGCUGGCCAACCGCGGCGUCACCGACGCAGCCUUCGAUCUCCUCGAGGGUCUGCUGCAGCUCAACCCGCGGCGGCGCCUGACGGCGGCGCAGGCGCUGGACAUGCCGUAUUUCAAGGAGCACCCCACGGCAUGCAGAGAUGACGAGCUGGACAUCGCCUCCGGGUGCCACGAGUUCCGGUCUCGGAAGCAGCACAAGGAGAAGAAGAGGCAGCCCGAGGAGCUGCACAGGGGGCCGAGCAAGCGGUGA